Molecule: messenger RNA, 1356 nt
Organism: Rhodamnia argentea
Lineage: Eukaryota; Viridiplantae; Streptophyta; Magnoliopsida; Myrtales; Myrtaceae
Product: protein SCO1 homolog 1, mitochondrial
Exons: 7
Coding region: 107-1063 (318 amino acids)
Biological process (GO): mitochondrial respiratory chain complex IV assembly
Source: RefSeq, a predicted model, not a curated record
UUCCCAAAAACCCCACACUCUAUGCAGGGGUUUAACAGCUCGGAGAAUCAGCGUACGUCGACGAUUCCAAUUUCAAACUCUCUUCCGGUUCUCCUCGAUCUCUCCCAUGGCGGCGAUCCUAUCCAGAAACGCGAACCAUCUCCGUCUCGUGCGACGGUGUCUCCACUCACUGAGCAGACCCACGAAGCCAUCGCCGCCGUUUCCCGGGGCUGUUCGGAGCCGAUCCUCUCCGAUCCUCCGUUCGCUCAUGCCUGUGCAGUCACUGGGGUUAUAUGAAAGGUGGCUAUCUAGCACAAGCGCAUCUACUGCUAGUUCCGGAGAUUCUGAGGUGAAAGCUCCCGCUGAGGCUACUCGUGGAGGGGAAGAGAAAUCCGGAGGAUCCAAUCAAAGCAGUGAUGCUGGAAAACCUGUACGCGGAGGGCCUGUUUCGUGGCUGAGUUUUCUUCUGUUAGUUGCAACUGGAGCAGGAUUAAUCUUUUACUAUGACAGGGAAAAGAAGCGGCAUAUUGAAGAUAUAAGUAAUGCUUCAAAAGCAGUCAAACAAGGACCUUCUGUUGGCAAAGCUGCAAUUGGUGGGCCAUUUAAUCUUAUCAAUGAUGAAGGGAAGAAUGUAACUGAAAAGGAUUUCUUGGGGAGAUGGACAUUGAUGUAUUUUGGUUUCACUCACUGCCCCGACAUCUGUCCGGAUGAGCUACAAAAGCUGGCGGCUGCAGUUGACAAAAUAAAAGAAAAAGCAGGGUUUGACAUUGUACCUGUCUUUAUUUCUGUUGAUCCUGAGAGAGAUACGGUCGAGCAGGUCCAUGAAUACGUCAAAGAGUUCCAUCCAACUUUAAUUGGCUUAACCGGUACUCCAGAUGAGAUAAAAAAAGUUGCUCGUGCAUAUCGAGUCUACUAUAUGAAAACGGCAGAGGAAGACUCAGAUUACCUUGUUGACCACUCAAUAGUCAUGUACUUGAUGGGUCCAGAUAUGGAUUUUGUGAAAUUUUUCGGCAAGAAUAACGAUGUUGAUGCACUUACAGAUGGAGUGAUCAAUGAAAUAAAGAAAUACAAAAAGCAGAAGUAAAUUCUUCUUUUUGAGUUGCAAAUGUGGGUCAGCUCAAACAGUUCUUUCAGGCAUGGCAAUGAAUGUUUGCUCGCAUCACUUGCUAGUUUCCGUCUUCUGACUAAUAGCUGCUUUGAAGCUGAUUUGGUUUUAGAGCUGUUUGCUCCAUUGUUGCGGAUACUGAUGCCCCGAGUACAUUUCUUUUUGUAAGAGCAAAGAAGUCUUCGGAACUUAUGCCUUUUUGAUGUUUUUCCAUACUGUAUGAAUAUGUCUGCGUCCUUCUGUUGCUAGAAGUGAUCUCUCUUUAUGUUUCU